CCAGGGCCAGCCUCCCGACCCACCCAAGCAGAGCCGGGUGACAAUAAGGUUAGCCUGCUGAGCUACGCAGCAGCCACAGAAAAACAGGAAAGCACCACAGGCUAGAUCUGUGGCUAGGAGACAGAGACGCUUGGGAACGGCCCUCUGCAGAGAUGACAGGAGAUAUGGAAAGCCCAAGACGCCAUGAGAAGUCCAACCAGGAGGGACACAUCUGGGGCUCCAUGAGGAGGACGGCUCUCAUCCUGGGCUCUGGGCUGCUCUUGUCUGUAGCCUUCUGGAACUCAGUCACAUGGCAUCUUCAGAGAUUUUGGGGUGCUUCUGGCUACUUUUGGCAGACCCAGUGGGAGAAACUGCUGUCCACAUUUGAAGGCAACGAGUGGAUCUUAUUCUUUAUAGGGGCUGCCCUCGUUCCUGCACUGUGCUUCUGGGGCUUCAAUGGCCUUCUACUGGUGGUGGACACAACAGGAAAACCCACCUUCAUCUCCCGCUACCGCAUCCAACUGGGCAAGAAUGAGCCGGUGGACCCCGUGAAGUUGCGUCAAUCUAUCCGCACAGUUCUUUUCAACCAGACUAUGAUUUCUCUUCCCAUGCUGGUCAUCUUCUAUCCUUUCUUCAAGUGGAGGCGAGACCCUUGCUGCCAAGAGCUGCCCACCUUCCACUGGUUCCUCGUGGAGUUGGCCUUUUUCACCCUCGUGGAGGAAAUCCUGUUCUACUACUCACACCGGCUCCUUCACCACCCAACAUUGUACAAGAAAAUUCAUAAGAAACAUCACGAAUGGACAGCACCCAUUGGUGUGAUCUCAAUCUAUGCCCAUCCUAUAGAACACGUGGUUUCCAACAUGCUGCCAGUUAUGGUGGGUCCUCUAGCAAUGGGCUCUCAUCUGUCCUCCAUCACUGUGUGGUUGUCCCUUGCUCUCAUCAUCACCACUAUCUCGCACUGUGGUUACCAUCUGCCCUUCCUGCCUUCACCUGAGUUCCAUGACUACCACCAUCUCAAGUUCAACCAGUGCUAUGGGGUGCUGGGAGUGCUGGAUCACCUGCACGGGACUGACAUCAUUUUUAAGCAGACCAAGGCCUAUGAGAGACAUGUCCUCCUGCUGGGCUUCACCCCACUUUCAGAGAGUAUCCCUGAUCCUCCCAAGAAGAUGGAGAGUUCGCUUGAGCCAUCUCAACUGUUCCCUCACAAGUAGAAGGUGUGGAGACUGCCUGGGGACCUUGUUGCCCUUAACAACUUGCCUCCUUUGGCUACCAUAAUCUAAGGACUGUACCAUUAGGGUACAGGAAAAAUACAAGCUUCCUGCCAGGACAGGGUCAUGAAAGGCUGAAUCUGAGCUUCCCUCCCAAACUCCUUCUCAUGUUACCUAGGGCCCAGGAAUUGAUUUAGGAGAAAAAAAAAAAAAAAGAAAAAAAAAACCAA
This is a messenger RNA of Myodes glareolus (Bank vole), 1417 nucleotides long. RefSeq names its product fatty acid hydroxylase domain containing 2 (gene Faxdc2). The record is from RefSeq and is a predicted model, not a curated record. Gene Ontology annotation, biological process: lipid biosynthetic process. Lineage: Eukaryota; Metazoa; Chordata; Mammalia; Rodentia; Cricetidae. Gene Ontology annotation, molecular function: oxidoreductase activity; iron ion binding.